Molecule: messenger RNA, 874 nt
Organism: Guillardia theta CCMP2712
Lineage: Eukaryota; Cryptophyceae; Pyrenomonadales; Geminigeraceae
Exons: 1
Coding region: 65-763 (232 amino acids)
Source: RefSeq, a predicted model, not a curated record
AGAACUACCUUAAGAAAACUUUGCAUAAUAGACUGAUAGCAGUCAUUCAAAAACAGUGACCAGUAUGCCGUCGGAAUUGCAAAGGACGACUUCUCCAGAAUUAGAAUCGAAAUCUUCCUUUGAUUUCCGUGGAAUCUCAGAGCAACCCAAGCCGAUGCUCAGACGGCUGAAAUCUGUACCAACCAGGAUGAUGAUAUCAGAUCAAGACCAAAGUAAGCCUCUCACCACUAAAGAAAGACUCCAGCAGGCCCUCAAGAAGGCGAUGAACCUCGAUGUAAUCAAGUCUCGCUUUGAGGAGGUGAACGUUCAAAUCAACCAAACAAGAACCUGUGCCGCUGGCGUCCUCAAGACGCUUGGCAGCGAGUCAGAUACAGAUCCAUCACAGUUCAACGAUGACUCAGAAGAAAAGGAGAGGAAUAAUCAGGCCGAAGAGAACGAAGAUGACAGUGACCAAGAUUCUUUGGAACGCAAAGGAAAUUUCUUCAAACCACAGAAGAUAAUCCUUGGGAACAAGGAGAAAAAUGCUCCGUGGAACUCACAGAACAACUCCCACGGGAAUGUUAUUGGCCCAGGAGCCAACUCACAUUCCCCCUUCAAAGCCUCGUCAAGUUCCAAGAAACCUGCAUCGCUAGAUGAUCUCCUGAGCCCCACACCGCAUAUUCGAUACCUCCCUGGCAUUGGAAGAAUUUGGGUUCGCACUUGUCAAGGAGUAGCAGUGAAAGUGAAAUCUCCAGAGGAAGGACACGAAAAGAGACACUUGUAAGUCAACACGUUGUCACAAAUAAUGUCCACCAUUGUCUAACUGUAUAGAAGCAGCAUAGUGAGAAAAGCUAAUCGUAUAUUAAAAGAACACUAAUAAAUCCCAAAUGGAAUG